UACACUAUGCGGAAUAAUACCAGACGCCAUUCGGGCAACUACGUCUACGACACGAAAAAUGGUUACCUCUACGUUUUGUCAAGCUCGUUUUUGGCUAUUAGGGGUAUUUCUGUUGAAUUUUUCAUGGAAAAUUGAAGGACAGAGCUGGUAUGAUGUAAGACUAGUCGAUGGAUCUUCGAGUAAUGAGGGUCGAGUUGAAGUGUAUUACUUUGGAAGCUGGGGGACAGUAUGUGACGAUGAUUUUGGAAGUACCGAAGCCGACAUCGUGUGUCAGCAACUCGGAUACCAAUACUCAUCCAAUUAUUAUAGCAGUGCCUUCUUUGGCGAGGGGAGCGGGAAUAUUUGGCUUGAUGAUGUGUAUUGCUCGGGGAUAGAGCAGGAUCUAGCAGACUGUUCGCAUGAUGGAUGGGGGGUUCAUAACUGUUAUCAUUCUGAGGAUGUCAGCGUAGAGUGCUAUAGUGGUGAAGGUGAUUCUGAUAUUGUCUUGCGUCUUGCUGAUGGUGGCCUGUCAUCAGAAGGACGGGUUGAGAUUCGUUACAACGGACAAUGGGGGACGAUCUGUGACGAUUCCUGGGGCCAAGAAGAAGCCGACGUGGUGUGCCAACACCUUGGUUAUUACGGUGCCAGCGAGGCAGUAGGAAAUGCGUAUUUUGGUGAGGGUAGUGGAAACAUCUGGCUGGAUGAUGUGUCUUGUGCUGGAUCGGAGUACGGCAUUGAGGACUGCUCUCAUAAUGGGUGGGGUGUUCACAACUGCGGGCAUCAGGAGGAUGCAGGAGUCAGAUGCUAUGACAGUUAUUACACUGAAUAUGGUUUAGGAGUAGCUGUGAUUGCUGGCAUAGCUGUGGGAUCUAUCCUAGGCUGCACUCUACUAGCAUUCCUCGUCUGUGUUGCAUGUAAAGCAUGUACCGGUACUUCAAGUUCGACGACAAUCAGAGUUAGCCCUUCAAGUUAUCCCGGGCCUACCUCUUCCUCCUACCCGGCUACAUCACAUGCCAACCCACGACCAGAUGACUUUAAUAAUGGCCCUCCGCCAUCUUACGAUCAGAUCAAUAAACCCACAUCCUAUGCCAAUCCUCAUGGGGUACAACAUCAUCCACCACCACCACCACCACCACCAGCUGGCACAUUUAACCCUGUUGGGGGGCACGCCCCUCAUGCCCCUGUUCAACCUACUGGUGCGUACUCUAAUCCUGCAUGGCAAGCUCCUCCACCAGGUGCACAUCCUUCAUCUUACCCCCCUCCCAUGGCUCCAGGUGGAAUGGGAGACCAAUCCAACCCCUAUUCUGAUCUACCUCCCUUAGCUCAGCCAGCUCCUGUACCUCAAGCCUAUGUACCUCCACCAAGCCAUGUCCCACCACCCCAACAACUAUACUGAGGAUGCUUCAAUGCGAUCACGGUUCAAAGAACGCUUUAAUGUGAUUCCAAAAAUGUUCUAGUGUUAAUAUUUUUCUAUAUUUGCCGUUUGUGCAGUAAACUCAUGUAGAUGUACAUGUUCUUAUACCACAUGUCUUUCAAUCGUUAGAAUACCAUGUUUUACUUCCAUAGUUUUUAAAAUAUGCAUGCAUAAUCAAAAUAUGAAUAUUUUCGACGAUUGUCUAACUGGAUAAAGUCAACGUAAAAUUGAUUGAAGCGAUAUUAAAUAAAGUGAGAAUGUGUGAACUCGGACUCUAAGUCGAUGUCUAAUAUAAUAUGUUGCCGGUCCAUAUAAUGCAUGCAUGGUAUGGAUAUUUAGGAAGGUAUCUCAAUUUUGUGAAAACAAAUACAAAACAAACGGAAGUAUCUCAUUGAUACUGAAUUUUACUGAAUUUAAUGUUUGGAAAGUAAGUCUUAAGAGAAUUUGAAAUCCAAUACUCGUGUCUUUCAUCCAUUACGUAUAAUCGACAUUGCUUUAUUUUCAUAUAAAAUGUGAAUUUGAUUAUUUGUGAAUGAAUAUUGAUGGUUGCUGUGGAUUAUCCGAGAUUAAUCAAUCAAAACUAGAUUUCUUUCAUUUUCAUACAUUUAUUUAUGUCAGUUGCUGAUAAAAAGUUAGUGUGAGUUGUCUUCAUCAAAGAACAUAAUUUCAUAGCUGGAUAAAAUACUUUUUAUUUAAAAGAUUGUAUAUUCGACGCUUUGGAUUUGGGAAGAAUCCCGUUAAUAUCACUGCAUAUUUUACGUUAAUAUAUUCAUAUCAACACGGCGUCACAGGGUUCGUACAAAAUGAAAUAGACCAAUCUUGUAAAGUAAGGGAAAUCUAUUGAAAACUUGAACGAGAAAUUUGCAAUCAGUUGCUAAUCGUUGUUAUUUUUCGUAAGUAUCACGUUUCGCAUGGUUUCGCAGACAUUGUACAUACGUAAUUACAUGUAUUAUUUGGUAUAUAGAGAGAAAUGGCGUGUGCAUGAAAUGAGAUUGAAAAUCAUAUGAAAUGCAAAAUAAUUUUUAGAGCACCAAUGUACUAUUUUCUUCAGCAAAUUAGUCGGUAAAGACUGGAGAAGUAGCUUAAAGUUUGUACAUCCUUUUGCAAAGUAGAUUGUAAGCUCAAUUUGUAGACAGCACAUCAUGACAUAGCCUAAGUCUAGAGCAAAUGUGAAGCAGAAGAGUUUUAUGGAAUUAUCAAAUAAAUUGUAUUAAUAAUAAGGAACAAAUAAAUUCUUUAAUACACUUUA
Molecule: messenger RNA, 2642 nt
Organism: Strongylocentrotus purpuratus (purple sea urchin)
Lineage: Eukaryota; Metazoa; Echinodermata; Echinoidea; Camarodonta; Strongylocentrotidae
Product: deleted in malignant brain tumors 1 protein
Exons: 4
Coding region: 59-1375 (438 amino acids)
Cellular component (GO): membrane
Source: RefSeq, a predicted model, not a curated record